AUGGUUAAAGGAAAUAAGAAAUCAGAUUUGAAUUCAUUGCUUUGUGUGUUCAAUGCUUUGACAGGCUCACAGAUAACCGUACAACUUAGAAAUGAAAAUGAGAUCUAUGGUACUAUCGAUACUAUAGAUGAACAUAUGAAUAUUGAAUUAUCUAAUGCAACAUUAAAGAGAAGAGAUACAACAGAUAGUUAUGAUCUCAUUUUAAUUAAUUCAAGAAAUAUAAGAUAUAUUCAAAUACCUGAUAGAAUAGAUUUAAAUAGUUUAUUAUUCUUAUAUAGUAAAACAUUAUCAGAAAUGAAGAAUAAAUAUCAAAGAACAAGAAGAAAACCUGUUGUACAAUCAACUAUAGAUAGAGGUACCAUUUAUGUACAUGACAAUGGUGAAACUUUAAUUGUAGAUACCUCUAAACAAAACAACAACAAUAAUAUUAAUAAUAGUAAUAAUAGUAAUUAA
This is a messenger RNA of Heterostelium album PN500, 453 nucleotides long. RefSeq names its product U7 snRNA-associated Sm-like protein LSm10. The transcript is spliced from 3 exons. Gene Ontology annotation, biological process: mRNA 3'-end processing by stem-loop binding and cleavage. The record is from RefSeq and is a predicted model, not a curated record. Lineage: Eukaryota; Evosea; Eumycetozoa; Acytosteliales; Acytosteliaceae. Gene Ontology annotation, cellular component: cytoplasmic U snRNP body; nuclear body. The coding region runs from base 1 to 453 and encodes 150 amino acids. Gene Ontology annotation, molecular function: histone pre-mRNA DCP binding; U7 snRNA binding.